AUGUCAUCUUCCAACAUCGUCACCGCCGACGACUUUGAUCUACUCCUCGGAGGCCUCGAGUCCUUCUACAAUGCCCAGCCCGCCACGACAUCUCGUGUGACCACAGCAGUCGUCGCUUCUCCUGAAAGCACUCACGCCCAGCUUCCCACAGUACACCAAUCACACGACGAACAACAACAACUGCAGCAGCACCAACAGCAGCAGUCUUCUCCGCGGCCCCAACUGCCUGUUCUUGACUAUCCAAGCCCUGAUCGUGACUUGUCUCGUCCAGACUCAGCGCAUGGAACAGCCGAUCAGUCUAUCUGGGGUGCCUCGACAACGACACUAGCGAUAUCCACCAAAGCCACGACUAAGAGUAUUCAGUCUCCACCACUUUGCACAAACGCCGCCGAGUUUAUCGCCAACAACAUUUGGCACAUUCCUGCUCCUGCACCAACAAGUCUCCGCAACAAGGACAGCCAGUUAGUUGCCUCCACGCAUUUGCUUGGACCAUCAACAGGAGCACCUCAUACAAUCAGGCACCGAUCAGUUGAUUCUCACCCAACACAGGAUCAUCAUGUCGAACACAAGCAACCAAGCAGGUGUUCUACCGUGCCCAAAGAGGACGGGGCCUUGAACGGGUACAGCAGACACCAUAGACGCUUCAGGUCUGAUCCAUAUACCCCGGCCGAUCUGUUGCCAGGUGCCGAUGAUUGUCGUGCUUCUCCAGCCGCUCUCGAGGUGCUGCUAGAUGGACCCCACGAGACGGUCUUGACGGAGAAGGAGAAACGUGCGUUGAUCGAAUAUGGACGAGCCAUCGGAAACAGUGGAACUGGGCCUCUUCGCCAUUACCAUGGAAACAAUAACACCAACAACCGCAGUAAUAACAAGUACAGUCAACAACAGAAAGAAAAACACGCCAACAUCGACAUGUCACUCCAAAGGACAGGAGAAAGAGACUACCGAUCCAAAAUCACCUACAGCCGAGACUUCCUGAUGUCUUUCAGAGCCUUCGAUGUGCCUCCGAAGGGUAUCGAUAGGAUCCACUGGAUUCAACAGAAUCCGACGCUAGAUCAUCCUCAGAAGGCUGCUGGACCGAGGAUGGCAAGACCCCAGCCUGCCUUCCAAGAGCCUCGCGGCGAUUAUCAAGGUGCAGGAAAUUAUGACCCGGAUAUGGGACAUCGCCAGUCUGGACGUGGAGGUGGCUUCAGGAAGGAAGGCGCCUUCAGAGAUGUUGGCUUUGGACGAGAGAUUGGCUUGAGAGGAGAAAGGGGACAGAGCACCGCCAUUGGAAACGGUCCUUCCAGAGAGGGAGCACAGGGUACAUCCAGGGGGGGUGUUGGUUUCAGAGGUGAAAGAGGACAGGUGCCCAGACUUCAUUUCCAGCAGUCUUCUGCCACUGCUACAGGAGGAUUGAGUGGAAGCGUGUUCAGCUUCAAGACCAGAGGGCCUCUUGGACCGCCGGCAGCACCACGAUCAGGUUCCCAGAUGAGAGGUUUCAAGUCUCGCACGACUCUUUGA
Messenger RNA from Linnemannia hyalina, 1500 nucleotides. Lineage: Eukaryota; Fungi; Mortierellomycota; Mortierellomycetes; Mortierellales; Mortierellaceae. The record is from the annotation of a GenBank genome assembly.